Molecule: messenger RNA, 1047 nt
Organism: Oryctolagus cuniculus (rabbit)
Lineage: Eukaryota; Metazoa; Chordata; Mammalia; Lagomorpha; Leporidae
Gene: COMMD5
Product: COMM domain containing 5
Cellular component (GO): nucleus
Source: RefSeq, a predicted model, not a curated record
GCUCCGCCCCCCGGGCCCGCGGGCCAAGAGAGCGGGGCCUCCCGGAUUCCUAGAGCGGCCGGGAAGUGCAGCGGCGCUUCCGGGAGCCAGGCCCAGCUUCCGGCCGCCGCCGCGCCCUCGCCCCACGGUGGAGCCGCUUGGGCCGCUUGUGCCAGGCAGCCGCAGCUGGGACCUCCCCUCUGGGCCGGCUGACCCCGGAGGAGGAAGCAGAGAUGUCUGCCUUGGGGGCCGCAGCUCCGUACCUGCAUCACCCUGGCCAAGUCAGUUUCCUGGGGUCCCAGCCCCCCGCGGAGGUGGCAGCCAUGGCCCGGCUCCUGGGAGACCUGGACAGGAGCACUUUCAGGAGGCUGCUGAAGCUCGUGGUCGGCGGCCUGCAGGGGGAGGACUGCCGGGAGGCUGUGCAGCGCCUCCGGGCCAGCGCCGACCUGCCGGAGGAGCGGCUGGCCGCCCUGCUCGGGGGCACGCACACGCUGCUCCAGCAGGCCCUCCGGCUGCCGCCCGCCAGCCUGAAGCCUGACUCCUUCAGGGACCAGCUGCAGGAGCUCAGCAUUCCCCAGGACCUGGCCGGGGACUUGGCCAGCGCGGUGUUCGGGAGCCCGCGGCCCCUCCUCGACGCCGUCGCCCGGCAGCGAGGGGCCUGGCUGCCCCACAUGACCGACUUCCGGUGGCGGGUGGACGUAGCGAUCUCCACCAGCGCGCUGGCCCGCUCUCUGCAGCCAAGUGUCCUGGUGCAGCUGAGUCUUUCUGAUGGGUCCAAACACCGGUUCGAGGUCCCCGUGGCCAAGUUCCAGGAGCUGCGAUACAGUGUGGCCCUGGCGCUGAAAGAGAUGGCGGCGCUGGAGAAGAGGUGUGAGCGCAAGCUGCAGGACUGACCCUCGCCGCACAGCUCAGCUGGGCAGACGCUACAGAGGGUGCCAAAAGGCAGCUCAGCGGCAGUGAGCGCAUGGCAUUGUGCAGUUUUGUGUUUCAUGGAAAAAGACAGCUGUGUCUUAUCUGGAAGCAAAGCAGCCAUUAAAAGCAUGUUCCCUAGGUGGGCGCUAAACUGCA